UGUCCGUUGGUGCACCUGUGUCACCUCUGCCCGACAGCGUGAGUGUGUACGGUGCUUAAGACUUAGACUGUGAGUGCUACGGUGCUACGUGUCGUAGAGGCUGUUAAAAGCUCAACUAGGCAUAUGACUCGGUGAGGCACGGCGAGCAACAGCCAGCAGCACAGCGCUAGAAGAUGAAGCCGCGGGGGGCGAGCGUGAUGCACGCCUUCACUGCUCUCACCAUGCUCACCAUGGCCAAUGCCCAAACCACGUGUAAUCAAGGCAUGGGACGUGUGAUGUACGAAAGACUACCAAAUCAACAGCUGCACGGAUUCGACGAUGAUGUUGUUCGAGAAACUGCACCGCCAUUCCGUGUUUUGGAGAAGUGCCAGGACCUCUGCUUGAGAGAUCGUUCGGUCAACAGCUUAGUGAGAACUUGCAAUUCCAUUGAUUUCCAACCUGGGGCCCGUAUUGCUGCGUUCAGUCCCGAACCAGAGUACGAAGAAUCUACAUGCUAUUUGACUCGAGAGCAAGCUAUGCCGGAAGGAAUCGGAACUUUGAUGAUUGUACCCAACAGCGUUCAUUUCAACGAGAUAUGUCUUACGUCUAACCGCCCGGAACGUGAAUGCCCAUCGCGUCGCUAUGUCUUCGAACGACACGCAAGAAAACGUCUGAAGCUUCCACCUUCAGAUCUCAAGGAGAUAAUGGUCGCCAACCGAACUGAAUGCGAGGACAAAUGUCUGGGCGAGUUCAGCUUUGUUUGUCGUUCAGCUACUUAUGACUCCGCGUUGAGGACAUGUUCUUUGAGUCGCUUUACUAGAAGGACGCAUCCGGAGUUACUUGAAGAUGAUCAUAAUGCUGAUUAUUUGGAAAAUACCUGUUUGAAUGCUGAGAGAAGAUGCGACGGUUUGGCUGUUUUUAUCAAAGAGGAAAACAAACGGUUAGGAGGUCCUUUUGAAGCUGACGUUUUUUCAAAUAUGACUUUGGAUGAGUGCCAAGCCAUGUGCGUGCGCGCGGAAAAGUAUUUCUGCCGGUCUAUCGAGCACGAUGCAAUGACACGUCAGUGCGUUUUGUCCGAAGAGGAUUCUGUAUCUCAAAAAGACGACGUGACAGUCAGCGCGUCACCCACUCAUCACUUUUAUGACCUCGUCUGUCUAGACAAUCCUCGCGGCACGGAGUACCCGGACAACAGCGUGACCUCGCACCUGUUCUCUCCGGGUCGGCGGCCGGACACGGCCUUCCAGCGGUACCGGAACAGCAGGCUCACCGGAGAGUUCCAUUCGGAGAUAACCGGACGCUCCCUGAGCGAAUGCCUCGACGAAUGUCUGCGGCAAACUAGUUUUCAAUGCAGAUCAGCGGUAUACAGCGAUAGAGCAAGAACUUGCCGUCUCAGCCGAUAUAAUCAAAAGGACGGCAUGAGGCUACUUUAUGACCCAGACUUUGAUUACUAUGAAAAUUUGAUGCGUGGUAGCGGCGGAGGCGAGAGAGACAGAGACAGGGAUAGAUACCCAGCAGGCGCAGACCGCUACCCUGAUGAUGACAGAUACGACGACGACCGCUACAGCGGCCGGCCAGACCGGUACCCACCGCCCGACGACCGGUACCCGGCUGGUCCCGACCUAUAUCCCGACAGAUAUCCCGUAGACCGUUACCCUAGCGACCGCUACCCUGAUGACAGAUAUCCUCCCGGCGUCGGUCUUGAUCGCUACCCUGCCGACAGAUAUCCCGCAGGAAACAGAUUCCCUGGUGGUGGAGAUCGAUACCCUCUUGACAGCGGACGAUAUCCACUCUACGACUACCCUUCCAAUGAUAUUGGACGUUACCCAGCUCCUGAUCGAUAUCCUAUCAGCAGAUACCCCAUCGACGUAUAUCCUGAUAGGUAUCCCGUAGACAGAUAUCCGGAGAGAAUCCCCAUUCACGGAGGCGGAAGAUAUCCUUCGCGUCCCUGGUAUCCCAGCCGCUAUCCAGACAGAUACGAUCAGGACCGCUAUCCUGGCACUGGUGACUGGGGUCGUUACCCCUCUAGUCGGUACCCAGUCGGAGUAAACAGAGACCCGGUACCGCUGGGUGGUGAUCGCUAUCCCGACUUGUACGACAAAUAUCCGCCGACCGGAUCAUCUUUCCCCGGUUAUGGCCGUGGAGGUUAUUACGGUGGAGACUAUCCAGGGCCUGAUCGUUUUCCAGUUCCGGAAAGAGGACAACGCCCAGUACCAGAUAGGUUCCCGCCUCCUGUGGAGCCAAGGCCCAUCUUUGGUUUAAGACGACCAAUUGACAGACCUGGAGGUUAUCGUGGUAGCUAUCCACCACCUGGUUUAGAGCGUCCCAUUGAGCGGCCAGUAGGCCCUGCUGUAUUUGGUGGUUUUGGUCACGACGAACCUAUUGGGCCGGCACCUGCGCCUGUAGGGCCUAUAGGACCAGGAGGUCCUAUACACGGUGGUCCGAUCGGAGGACCCAUUGGUGGUCCUGUAGGUAGACCUCCUCCGGGAGGAUACAGACCGUGGCAGGGAUCUCGAUGUGAAGAAGAUAGUUUUAGACAGGUUGGCAGACAACGCAUGCAAAGAAGAUUUGUUCGUCGAUUCACUACUGCUCACUCUUUAGCACAUUGCCAAAGGGAGUGCAUAGAAGCCAGAGAUUUUAUUUGCCGGGCAUUCAACUUUAGAGACCUAGCAUUUGGAGAACCACGAGACAAUUGCGAGCUCAGUGAUCGUGACACCCGAGAGUUAGAUGCCGCUAAUCCUGCGCACUUUGACAAUACUGCUAACGAUUAUGAUUUCUAUGAACGAGCUCUGGGACGUUUAGCUGACGACUGUCUUGAUGUGUCGCAGGUAUGCAAUGAAGAUGGAAUGGAGUUUACUUUGCGGCUACCAGAAGGAUUCUACGGACGUAUGUACACAUACGGCUUCUAUGAUCGUUGCUUCUUCCGAGGGAAUGGUGGUACUGUCAACGCGCUUCGUAUAAGUGGAGCUCAUGGGUAUCCCGAGUGCGGAACUCAAAGAUACGGCGAUACCAUGACCAACAUCGUCGUAGUUCAGUUUAGCGACAACGUGCAAACUUCUCGGGAUAAGCGUUUCAAUCUAACGUGCCUGUUUAGAGGACCCGCUGAAGCUGUUGUCACUUCUAAUUACAUAGGAGCCGGGUCGGGCAGUCCAAUUCCAAUCGAGUAUCUACCAGAGGAAAGUUCUCUCAACUCGAAAGUGCGGCUGAUGAUAUUGUACCAGGGCAGGCCAACGACUACCAUAGCCGUUGGAGAUCCGCUCACAUUCAGGUUGGAAGCGCAGGAUGGAUAUAACUAUGCUACCGACAUCUUUGCCACUAAUGUUAUCGCGAGAGACCCGUAUUCUGGUCGGUCGGUGCAGCUCAUUGAUAGGGUUGGAUGUCCCGUUGAUCCAGACGUAUUCCCAGAGUUGGACAAAGGUCGCAGCGGAGAUUCAUUGGAGGCAAGAUUCAAUGCUUUCAAGAUACCAGAGUCCAACUUUUUGGUAUUCGAAGCGACAGUGCGAACAUGUAGAGAUGGUUGUCAGCCGGCAUAUUGUCCAAGCCACACAGGUCGUUCCGAACCGUCGUUCGGUCGUCGUCGAAGGGACGUCAACUCUACUCUAAGUGCUGAUGGAAACAACACUGCCGAAUUGAAGUCAGAUGAGUCUUCCGAAUCCAGCUCAGACAAAUCCGAAGAAAAAGACGGUGGUGCUGUAUACAAGGUGUCGUAUGAAGAAACGAGCGUGGACAAAUAUCUGAAAGAUGAGGUGGAAACCCCUAGUCACGUCAGGAAGAUGAUUGAGGUAUUCGACAAUCGUAACGAACUGAUUGAAGAAAACGGCCCAUCGGAUUCGGCGCCUGUGAUCGCUGCCGCUGGCGUCUGCGUUUCACCUUACCACUACAGAGCGCUCUUGGUGGCGUUAUGUGUGCUGCUCUCAUUACUUCUGGUUAUGCUGACUGCAGGCUUAUACAUAUACAGACGAUACUGGAGAGUUCUACGUAAGAAUAUUCAGGCUUCGAGCCCAGCACCGGCACUGCGGCCUGUGACACCAGGACCAAGGCCCAACCGACCUUCUCUCUUCUCCGCAUCGCAUCUUCACAAACCUUUUUCACUGAGUGGUUUGGGACGAACGUUUAGCGAAGUCGGGGAAGAAUCCGGCUCAGCUGGACGACUAGCGAACGCUUUUGACGAUGGCAGCGAACCCAUAUACACCGACCCAUCCCUCUUCGAGAGGUCACGCUCACUGCGCUCUCUACACUCGCUCGACAUGAAGCCAGAUCGCCGCGACCACCGCACGUAAACAACGUGCAGCUAACUUAAAACUUCGAGUUAAGAUUUCGUAUUACUAAAUCACGCUAGAUCAAUUUAAAAUAUUUGUUCAAUUAAAACUUUUAACUGCCAUAAACAUGCUCAGUCUGUAUUCCGUCCAUUGAUCUGUAUACAAUAGCAUAUAAAAGUUUCUGAAAAUAACAAUUUGUACUUAAUUUUAAGUUGGUACUAAUAAAUAUUUACAGUCAAUAAGUUUGUUUAUUUUAAAAUUUGUCUUGAUUUGAAUAAGGUUUAUCAAUUAAAAAAAGAUUUUACUUGUAAAUAUGUGUAAUCAUUUAUUACUUAAUAUCAGAUGCGUCUCUAGCCCAUGUGGCGCCCGUGUGCAAAAUUAUCCUAGCGCCCCCUAGUAAGCGUGUGAUCACAAUGGAAUGGGUAAAAAGUACAAGUAAAAACACAUCAAUCAAACUGUCAAAGGAGAUUGCUCAGCUUUCAUACAUGUUUGAGUUUGGCCUAAAGACCAAUAACCAUGAAAAAUUGUUUCCUAGAUUCGAAAUAAUAAACAAAUUACUGUAGAAACGAACAUUAUUGACGGACACCCCUGAGAACUUCUAACCAUAAACCAUAUACACUGAACAUAUUAAAAUAAAAAAUGUGUGCGUGUACUAGUGUACACACGUAAGAAGUGAAACUUCUUUAUGGCCUUAUUUUUCGAAAAAUGAUCUACAUGCAACUUUCCAGAAAUUGGUUAAAUAAAGUUAAAUUAGAUAAAGUUUAAACAAAAGGAUUUUAUUAUUAUAGACAUGAAUACAAAUUACUGCCUAUGAAACUGUUAUGAUUACACGGCUCAGUAAUCUAAGGCACAUGUUCCACCUCCGACGAUGAACGAUAAGCGAGUAGAAACUAGAAACGAAUUGGCAGUCCUGAGUUAAAAUGCACGCGCACGGCUUUUGACAGCCAAGGCAGCUUAACCGAGCGAGUAUAGCUGAGCGAGAAUCGCUGAGCAAGUAUCGCUGGGCGAGUAUCGCUGAGCGAGUAACGCUAUGCGAGUUUGGCUGAGCGAGUCUUAUCUUUAAUAACUAUUGUCACUCAGCUACAAACGAGUAGAGAGAGUUCUCGCCGGCGACAGUGUGAUCAUUCAGCUAUCAACUAUUAAUAUAAAAAAAGAUGGCGCGUAACGGAAAAAUGUGACGCGUAACCGAAAAAUGUGACGGUAAAUUUUUUUCCAACGCCGAUAAAGAAGUUUCACUUCAAUAAAAAACAAAUAAGUUAUAUAGUAAACUAGGGAAAUCAAGCCAAGUACCGAAAUUAUGGAUUAGAUUCAGGUAUAUAGAGCAUGUAGAUUAACAGAUAGUUGCCUAUUUUUAAAGUUAAUGCAUAAGAGUAACUUUUAAAAUCAUGUGUCAUUUCCGGUUGUAAUAAGGUACACAGAAACUGUGUGAUAAUAAUUGUGAAUGAGCCACAGAUUAGAGAGAUUUUUUAAACUCUCGUUAACCAAAGAAAGCUAAGAGAUUUAGGUUCUAUAGCCAUAUAUUCAGUAGCUUCAUUAUUUUUGUUAUGUUUUUAAGAUAACCAUAUUUUAGAUUUUUAGUGUAUCACACCUUAUAAUUUUAUUUAUUUAUUAAUUUAUAGUCAGGGAAUGUAGGCCCAUAGCUCCCAUACCUUAAAGUCUAACAUAUAUACAGAUUAUAAUGUGUUUAUGGAGGUGUUUGGCGAAAAAUGUAUGGCAAUAGACUUUAUGAUGUCGCCUACCAUCUAUAAUAAUUGUCUGAGCACAUUUGCAUCUAGUGAAAAUGAUAAUAUAGUUGUGGAUAUUAAUACCACAGUGUAAUAAAAAAAACUGAUUUAUUUUAUCGAUCUUUAUAAAAUAGAUUUGUUUUCAUGUUAUUAAACAACUUUGAUUAGUCUUUGGCUGAAUGUUACUACACCCAUAGCCAUUUUUCCAAACGGGUAAAAUGAAAAGUCCUUUUUAAAGUAAAUAUAUUAUACAAAGGUGUCCGUUGAAAUGUAAUUAGUGUAAAUUAAAUUAUAAAUUACACCAAGAAUUACCGUAUAUGUCAAUAUUUUUUGUGCAUUUGGGCCAAUUUGAGCAAUAUCCUUUCAAAAAUGAAUAAUAACUUCUAUUGUUUGGAAAUUAAAUUUGAAGAAGAAAGUCAUACGGCCGUCGUGUGCGGCAAGUGGGACUUCGUUCGAGCGCCGUCGGCGCUCGGCGCCUCCUAGGACUUUGCGCCCGUGUGCAACGCACACCCUGCACCAUAGGUAAAGACGCCUCUGCUUAAUAUCUCUAGUCAACAAUAUAAUAUAAACAAAGUCACAUAUGAUAAGGAGCUGGAGUAGGCACACUCAUUAAUGGAGAGUCUAAGUACUCCAUUUCACUUGUACUUGGUACUGGCUCUGAUUGUGAAUUUAACUUUUGUUGUAAAGCUUCAUGUAAUUUAUGUACAGAUUCAUUGUGUUGUGUGCCUGGCUGUAAGGCUUUCAUUAGAGUUUGUAUUCUUGUCUCCGGAAGCUUAGGAUGAAUGUACCAAAGCAAUUUCAACAAAUGUCUUGUUACAUUAUCCUUGGAGAGGCCAGCAAAAAAGAACUCAUCGAAUAAAACUGUACUGAAGUCUUCACCUUGAAAUUCAUCAGGCAACUGAAUAAGUAGGGCAACCAAGGCAUGCAGGAAUGGAUCCUCAUAAGCUCUGCCAUCUUUGCAACUGCCUAGAAUGCUAAGGAUUCUAAGUAAGGCCCCUCGGUCUCUUAGUUUUGCUGCAUGAAGAGUGUAAUACAUGGCUAGAACACCACAAACUGAGCUUUCUCUCAUGUAAGCCUCACAGGCAUCUGGUGGUGGUCCCGAGUGUUCUAUAGUAGUUAUAGCAGAUUCUCUUUCAUCUGGGGGCAACUUAUUAUGCAAUGCUCGUACUUGAUCAUCCACCAUUAGGGACAUAAGAGCAGGUAAAUAUUUAGUCACUACUUGGCUGUCUAGUUUAGGUUCCUUAAACUCUUGUGAAUCAAUCAUUACCCAUGCACUCAGACCCAAUGCUAACAUUCUCAGUAAAAGUAUUAAUAUUGUGUUAUCCCUUGGAAGCCCUUCUGUGUUAAUCAAAUGUUGUAAAAUUUUAAUUGCUGAUGUAGCUAAAAAGUUAAUAGCAUAAGGGUCGCACAGGGUCAUUGAAAGAUCUCCAAGAACUUGUUCUUGUCCUCUUUUAAUACUGUCCAGGAAACCUUGCAGUUCUCUAGACCUUUUUAUAUCAACAUUUCGUUCUCUUAUACAUGCAUCUAAGCACCAAGUAAACUUAUGACAUGGAUCAACCGAUAUGAUAUCUUGGAUUUCCAGGUCAUGCAAGGCCAUCAAUAGCUCUGCUCUCAGUGUGCAGUAAUGUACAUUUCUAGUCCUUAAAAACAGAGUUCUUAGGAACUGCAAAACCAUGUCAUAUAACUUUACACUAUUUCCAAUCAUGUGAGCAAGUUUUUGAACCACAGUACCCUGUCUCCUCACUUUAGGGGACGGCGAAAAGAAAAGGUUUGUUAAGUUUUCAUGAUCAAACAGUAUGUUUUCUUUCUCUCUUAUGUAUUGACUUAAUAAUGGUGACACUUCAUCUCCAAAUAGUGAUUGAUUAUCUUGCCAGAUUUGUCUCUUCACUUCAGUAUCAGUGUCAUUGUAAAGUUCUCUGUCUCUAACUAAUACUUUAAGAUAUUUAUCAUCUAUAUGAGGUGUAUUCUUAAGGAUGCUCAUUAUUACUGGCCUUAAUGCCUUGACUCUGACAACGGCAAAACUCUUGGACAAGAGUUCCUUGAGUUUCUUGUCAUUCUCCUUGCUCUCUUUGGUGCCAAGUUCAUUUAUAUGUGCUAUCAAUUUAUCUCUUAGUUCUUCUAAAACUGAUGUAUGAAAAUCCAGUCUUCUUACCCCAUGGAGGUCUAACAAUGGCAACAUGGGUCUGAGCGACGGUAAUAAUAUACCAUUUUCAAGUUGGAAUUCUUCAAUAGCCUUCAAAGGAUCCGUACAGCUUGUCAGAGCGUCCCUUAAGUAAGUUUGGCCUGGUACGCCAACAUCUUCCAAGCCUGUACCGGGUAAUUUGCUCGAUGAUGCCAUUUUUAUUGCAGUCAAAUAUCACAAAGAAUAACACUUGAUAACAUGAGCAUUAAAUUGUAGGAGAUUGUAUAAAAAAUACUAUUAAACACACAGUUUUCUAUAAUUUACCAAAAUAAAACAGUUAAAUCCUGAUUUAAAAUACAAACAAAACGUAAUUUACUAUGCCUAAAACACCUUAACAGCACCACAAAGUCAACCUCCACAACACAACAUGACGCCAGCUGUCA
Molecule: messenger RNA, 8524 nt
Organism: Chilo suppressalis (striped riceborer)
Lineage: Eukaryota; Metazoa; Arthropoda; Insecta; Lepidoptera; Crambidae
Source: the annotation of a GenBank genome assembly